This is a messenger RNA of Motacilla alba alba, 360 nucleotides long. Its product is annotated as protein NDRG2-like. The transcript is spliced from 4 exons. Bases 55 to 282 code for a protein of 75 amino acids. The record is from RefSeq and is a predicted model, not a curated record. NCBI's taxonomy places the organism in Eukaryota, Metazoa, Chordata, Aves, Passeriformes, Motacillidae.
CCCAAGGUGGAGUGCAACGCCAAGCUGGACCCGACGCAGACGUCCUUCCUGAAGAUGGCCGACGGGGGCGGGCAGCCGCAGAUCGCCCAGCCCGGCCGGCUGACCGAGGCCAUCAAGUACUUCCUGCAGGGCAUGGGCUACAUGGCCGCCUCCGCCAUGACGCGCCUGUCGCGCUCCCGCACGGGCUCGGUGGCCGCGGGCGAGGCCGAGCGCGGGCGCAGCCGCACCCUGAGCCGCGGCAGCACCGGGGCGGGGGCCCCCCCGCCCCCCGCCAGCCCCUGAGGGGCGCCCCGCCCCCGCGGACCCCCAAAAAAACCCCUGAGACCCCUCCCUAUCCCCCAAAAAUAACCCACUCCCCCA